Messenger RNA from Dalotia coriaria, 2757 nucleotides. RefSeq lists its product as uncharacterized. The record is from RefSeq and is a predicted model, not a curated record. Lineage: Eukaryota; Metazoa; Arthropoda; Insecta; Coleoptera; Staphylinidae. The transcript is spliced from 2 exons. The coding region runs from base 746 to 2485 and encodes 579 amino acids.
UGAACAGAACCCGAUGACCAAACAAGAAUCAUUAGUUAAGACGCAAUCAUGAUAUUUAUUUCAAGCGCAGUAAUUAUUUAUUUCAAACGUAAUUAUCAAUUUCUAGAAUUCAUUGUCUCAAAGUCACCUAAUUGCGCAUUUCCUGUUUCGUUGCGCAUCUUCUCUUCAUAUUUAUUUAAAACGCAUAUUAGAGCCAUAUAAAUAGAGCGCAGACCUAGACCUAAGCGAUUAUUGUAUCAUCCAAGUUCGUUGAAUAAACAAGUGAAAGUUAACAAGUUCUUCUGAAUCGAUCAUCAAGAACCCACUUAACAAAUCCUAAGAAAACCAACAAAAGUGAAUCAAAGUCUAAACCCAAUUCUAAUCCGCGAUCGCGAUUCGAACCAAUAAAUAAAUAAAUUAUAUUUAAUAACUCGUGAGUCGAUAACGAAAUCGUUAAUAUAAAACCGCUCGACACAAACGGGGAAUAUAAUUGGCGCAGUCGGUAGGAUCUGAGAAGUUUUUCAUCGAGAAAAUCUUGCUGUUCUAACAGUUAACUCAGAUCGUAAAUCGCGAAAGCAGAACUUUCAAGUGGAAAAAGACUAUUGAACUUUUGUGUGAUCAUCGUACGAGAAUCAUCGUCGAGAUCAAAUCCAAAGAGCACGAAGAAACUGGACCGCAAUCCGAGUUGGUCAUUCCAAACAUUGAAUAAACCACAUCCAAUCGAGGACGGGAAAAUUUGCGUUCACCAGUUCAUCUGCUCAAGUUUAUGUCUCCGGUACGCCAUCUAAGAGGGUUCGCCCUCCUUCUGGCACUGAUCACCCUAGCACCAGCGCAGAUAGAAAUUAAAAAUUUGCAAUCCAAUCCUGGAUUGUUACCAAUUCAUUUCGGCCCGGCAAAAAUACAAAAAUAUCACCAUACGAUUAUACAUUAUUACAAUGUAUCGUUGAUAAUCAAUUAUUUCGAAGAGCUAAAUACUAGAGUCAAUCAGAUAUUGGAGACCAUUAGCAGGAAUCCGCAUUACGAAUCAAGCUUGGGUAAUUACGUAAAAAUCAUUGCAAAUAUACAAAAUACUAUUUCCGAAGAAAUAAAUGAAAUAAUUCCAAACAAAAGAACUAAACGAGGUCUAAUUAAUGCUUUGGGCUCAGUCAUAAAAACAAUAUCAGGCAACCUUGACAAUGAAGAUGGCAGAAAGUACGAGGAAAUGAUUAAAAAUCUAGAAUCAAAUCAAAAAGUAAUUAAUAGUCAAAUUCAGGAUCAAUACACACUAUCAACAGAAAUUAUAGAUAAAUUUAAUAAGACAAUUGCAACGAUAAGUAGAAACGAAGUUUCGCUGGAAUUACACUUGCAAAGAGCUGAAACACAUCUAAAGAAUCAAAUUGAAAAAUCGGAAAUUCAUGACGUCACAGAUACGUUAAAUCAGCUACAUCUGAUGUACCAAACAAUUGAGCACAUGCUGAGUAAUUUGGUCACCGCCCUAACUUUUUCAAAAUUAAGACUCAUGCACCCAAGUAUCAUUUCAACAAAUGAGUUGUAUACCUCAUUGCAAAAUUUAGAAUCGAGAGGCAAUCUUAAUCAGUUACCAUUUGAAGUUUCACACGAAAACGUAAUCAAUUAUUCCAAAUUAAUAACGUUAAAAUCAUAUAUUGUCGACACUAGAAUAGUGUUCAUUCUAGAAGUACCAAUGUUCCACGAAACAUCAUUCGACCUAUAUAAAUUGUAUCCCAUCCCAAUUUGGCUACAAGACAAUACCUUCCGAGUAAUUCUUCCACAAGCCAGAUAUUUAUUACUUGCCGGAAAUCUGGUAGCUCACGAAUCUGAAGAUUGUCAGCUUCUGAACGGAACGUACUUUUGCAAACCAACGAUUGUACAGAACGUGCAAAAGGACAAUUGUGAAACAAACAUAAUAACGAAACAAAAUCUAUCAAAAUGUGUGCAACACGAAAUUGAAAUCGUGGAACCACAAAUUCAGGAAAUAGAAGACACGGCAUAUUGGGUAUUAUUUGCUCCAUAUGCCACCGAACUAAAGAUAAAUUGUCCGAAGAAGAGGGAACUUCAAUCUGUCCGGGGGACAUUCCUUCUUCGACCUUCAGCCACCUGCCAGUUCGAGUUUAACGAAGAAACAAUCCAGCCGAUCAUUACAGAGGGCAAUAGCCAGCCCUUGUUCAUUGCAUUCAACAAGGACAACCUCGAUACUAUCAACCAGGCGGACUGGGAAACCGUAAAUAUUGAACCAAUAAAUAUUAAUGAAAUUAAUGAUUUAAAGGCAAGAGCAAAAUGGUCCCAGAUCAAUCCAUUCCGAUCAAAAACCAAAGCUCACGAUUAUACCCAGUAUACGCUAAUCAUAUUGCUCGGUAUAAUCAUCACCAUUGUCAUCGGACACCCCUACUUCCGACGAUGGCUCAACAACAGACGGAAAAAAUCCUGCCCCGAAGACAUCGAACUCCAAGAAGUCCAACUUCCUCGGUUCCACCUCGGAGUUGACUCUGUGAAGGGAGGAGUUAUAUGAACAGAACCCGAUGACCAAACAAGAAUCAUUAGUUAAGACGCAAUCAUGAUAUUUAUUUCAAGCGCAGUAAUUAUUUAUUUCAAACGUAAUUAUCAAUUUCUAGAAUUCAUUGUCUCAAAGUCACCUAAUUGCGCAUUUCCUGUUUCGUUGCGCAUCUUCUCUUCAUAUUUAUUUAAAACGCAUAUUAGAGCCAUAUAAAUAGAGCGCAGACCUAGACCUAAGCGAUUAUUGUAUCAUCCAAGUUCGUUGAAUAAACAAGUGAAAGUUAACAA